Molecule: messenger RNA, 313 nt
Organism: Staurois parvus
Lineage: Eukaryota; Metazoa; Chordata; Amphibia; Anura; Ranidae
Source: the annotation of a GenBank genome assembly
CGGUCAUGUGAUCAGCUGUGAUUAACACUGAUCAUCAGGGCACUGAUGAUCAGUGUGCCCUGAUGAUCAGUGUGGCCCCAGAAGUGCUCACCUGUCACCUAUCAGUGCCACGUGCCAGUGCCCAUCAGUGCCACAUAUCAGUGCAUACCAGUGCACAUCAAUGCCACAUAUCAGUGCCCAUCUGAGCUGCCUUUCAAUGUCACCCAUCAGUGCCAGUCAGUGCCACCUAUCAAUGCCAAUCAGUGCCACCUAUCUGCUGCCAAUCAGUGCCACCUAUCAGUGCCAGUCAGUGUCGCCUAUCAGUGCGCAUCAG